Molecule: messenger RNA, 2448 nt
Organism: Aspergillus tubingensis
Lineage: Eukaryota; Fungi; Ascomycota; Eurotiomycetes; Eurotiales; Aspergillaceae
Gene: pabA
Product: aminodeoxychorismate synthase pabA
Exons: 1
Coding region: 1-2448 (815 amino acids)
Biological process (GO): L-tryptophan biosynthetic process
Source: RefSeq, a predicted model, not a curated record
AUGGCUCCGUUACUGGGCCAUGAUACGCGCCCACCCUCCCGACGAAAUGGCCACGAGAUGACAUCUCCAAAGAACAUUCUCUAUAUCGACGCGUACGACUCUUUCUCCUACAAUGUUGUCGCCAUGCUCGAGGAGGUGCUGGAUGUCCGAGUUACAAUCAUGCAUAUUGACUCAACAUGGCCGGAUGGGAAUGCUGCCGAGUUUCUCAAACACUUCGAAGCCGUUGUUCUUGGGCCGGGCCCUGGUGAUCCACAUAUACCGGACGAUGUGGGAAUUAUGGAGGAUAUCUGGAACCUGAGCACUGCAGACAUGCUUCCAGUUCUCGGCAUAUGUCUCGGUUUUCAGAGUUUAUGCCUUCGUCACGGUAUUCCUAUUCACCGGCUACCGUAUCCGCUCCAUGGCCAGGUUCGCCGCGUUCAAACCACCGGUAAAGACAUAUUCGAUCGCGUACCCAAUCUGGAGGUCACUCUAUACCACUCCCUAUAUGCCCAGCUUGAGAAAUUACAGAAUGACCACGAAGAGGCACGAUCAGACAAGUCUGCAGCACAAGAGCUUGAUAUUCUGGCAUGGCUGCCCUUAGAGGAACAGGUCUCCACUGGCUUGGUUCAGCCGAUACAACUUCCAAUGGCUGUGCGCCAUAAGAGCAGACCCUUCUGGGGUGUUCAAUUUCAUCCAGAAUCUUGCAAGUCGGACAAGGAAGCAUGCAGACAGAUACUGGGGAAAUGGUGGAAGAUGUCUCUCCACUACAACAAAACCAGUGGACGGGGCACUCCCCUGAAAAUGAUACGCGACUGCCUCCACGAAUCGGACGACAUAGCUUCCUUACCGAACAUCGUGCAUACCAUGUUGACCUGGUGCACAUCUACUUCAAGAUACUCUUUUUUUCGACACUUCUACACUGAACCGCUAGAUUCGGCCUUGAUCUGUGAGACCCUCAACAGUCCCGGUUCCCCGACAGUGAUGUUUAAAUCCAAUGGCCGACACAGCAUCAUAUCUGUACCUAGUCCUGGCAGCUGGAGGUUAGAAUUCUUCACGCAGACUGAGAGGCUUUUCAUGGAAAAUCAUGAUUGCGAGAAUGCCCUAGAAGGGCAGUCUGUGAUUAAUACAUCCUUGUCAACCAGCCAGUUCUGGGAUGUCCUUCGAUACUUGAUGGACAUGAAAAAGGUCGAAUCAGGCAGUAGGGAUGUCCCGUUUUGGGCUGGUUUCCUCGGGUACUUCUCAUAUGAAAUGGGGCUCGCUUGCCUUCCUCACGCAAAUGGACAUGGCCACAACUCCUCGGUAGAGGAUUCAGAAGAUCCAGUGGAUGCGAGUCUACUAUGGACUGAACGGAGUGUGAUUCUCGACCAUGAGUCUGGCCGUGUUACUGUACAAUCUACACGGGAAGCUGACAAUGAGCCGGCGGGGUGGAUCGAGGAAACAGUGCGACUCCUGCAAGAUUUGUCAUCUCAUCCUGUCGUGGACAUUAUCGACAGUAUGACAACUGACACAGUGGCUCUGGAUUCCAUACUCAGUCGAUCCACAGCACAAUUUCCGAAUGGACAACAAUACAAAGAACAGUUUGACGCCUGUAUCGCCGAACUGCACGCCGGUGAAUCAUACGAACUGUGCCUUACCUGCGAAACAGUAAUCACAGUGCCUUGCUCUGAACCAGACAAUGGUAGCAUGAACUUCCCUUGGCUGUUGUACAAGCGCCUUCAAAAGUACAACCCCGCGUCUUUCAGUGCUUAUGCAAAAUUAGGAAAAGUCAAAGUUCUAAGCAGCAGCCCUGAAUGCUUUCUCAAUUGGGACCGGAAGUCUCUUCUGGAGAUGAAACCUAUGAAAGGUACCGUGAGGAAAGCAGACAAUAUGACGCUUGAAAUGGCCAAAGAGAUUCUCAGUUCGACCAAGGAAACCGCGGAAAACCUCAUGAUUGCGGACCUUAUCCGGCAUGAUCUCUAUGGUAUCUGUGGCUCAGGUGGCGUAUGUGUCGAGAAACUUCUUGAGGUCGAGGAUUACGGGCAUGUUUUUUCAAUGAUUACACAUGUCAAAGGCCAAGUUGAUCCAACUCGGCCUGGGUUCGCUGCACGGGACCUUCCACAGUUGCAGUCGGCGGAUAUGUCAGCAUACGGGCUUACGGCUCUACAGAGAUGCCUUCCGCCAGGUUCUAUGACUGGUGCACCGAAAGAACGUUCUUGCAUGCAUCUCUCCUCCAUCGAGUCUCGUAGGCGCGGGGUGUAUUCCGGUGUCAUGGGAUUUCUGGAUCUUGGGGGAGGUGGCAGCUUUUCAGUCCUUAUCCGCACCGCAUUCAGCUCUUCUAAUGACAACGAUCUCGAACAAAAAUGGCGAAUUGGAGCGGGUGGAGCUGUCACCAUCCUAAGCACGGCUCAAGGCGAAUGGGAUGAGAUGUUGACAAAGCUAAACACGGUCUAUACGGUUUUCAAGCCGGCUACUUCAGUAGUCCUCAGCUAA